GAAGUAAACCCCCACCCUCGAUUCCUUAGCAGCUGGAGGUCUUCUUUUCGCGGCUACCUCCCUGCAGAUCUCGUCGCUAGCGUCAGCAGUAGGAGCUCCGAUGUCGGUAAGGACAGUGAAAGUCAGCAAUGUUUCUCUGAGUGCAUCAUUGCAUGAUAUUAAAGAGUUCUUCUCCUUUUCUGGGGACAUCGAAUAUGUUGAGAUGCAAAGUGCGGAUGAAUGGUCUCAAAUUGCUUAUGUUACCUUCAAAGAUUCACAGGGAGCAGAAACAGCUCUUCUUCUCUCAGGGGCAACAAUAGUUGAUCUCUCUGUCAUUGUUACACCUGCUCCAGAAUACCAAUUACCUGUAACUGUUUCAGCUCCUACUGUGAAUAAAGAGGUCAAAGUGACUGGUGGUGGUGAAUCUGCUUCUCAUAAAGCAGAAGAUGUUGUCACCAGUAUGCUCGCCAAGGGCUUUAUUCUAGGCAAAGAUGCUAUCGGCAAAGCAAAAGCUUUCGAUGAGAAGCACCAACUCACAUCCACAGCUAGUGCCAAGGUUUCAUCAUUCGACAAAAAAAUUGGCCUGACUGAGAAGAUCAGCAUGGGUACUUCAGCUGUCAAUGAAAAGGUCAAGGAAAUGGAUCAGAAGUUCCAGGUCUCCGAGAAGACUAAGUCAGCCUUUGCUGCAGCUGAGCAGAAAGUAAGUGUUGCAGGAUCUGCAAUCAUGAAGAACAGGUAUGUCUUCACCGGAGCAUCCUGGGUAACUGGUGCAUUCAACAAAGUUGCCAAGGCUGCAAGUGAUGUGGGAUCGAAGACGAAAGAGAAAGUUGCUGCUGAACAGGAACACAGAAUAUAAUUGAUACACGCCUUGAUAGUAUCUUUGAGACUUUUUAAAGGGUUGUAGCAGUAGAGCAUCCUGCCUGCCCAGCAUCCACCUGUUCAAGUAUCAAUUCCUUGAUCUCGUUACAUUUUCUACAGAACGGAGUCUUGCCUUUGAAGAAGAUAAGCCAAUUUUAUUCCAUGUUGUGAUGCAUAUUGAACAAAAUAGUCCUAUACCUUGUGUUUUGAUACAUUGUUUCUGAGCAUAUCUGUAAGGAUUUUGUGCCUACACACUGGUGUCCAAACAAUGUUGCUGAAUGAUACCAAAUAAACCCAUAGAGUUCAUUGGUAUGUC
Messenger RNA from Musa acuminata subsp. malaccensis (wild Malaysian banana), 1153 nucleotides. RefSeq names its product binding partner of ACD11 1. Gene Ontology annotation, molecular function: RNA binding. The record is from RefSeq and is a predicted model, not a curated record. NCBI's taxonomy places the organism in Eukaryota, Viridiplantae, Streptophyta, Magnoliopsida, Zingiberales, Musaceae.